AGCGUCAUGGCUGCCAACGUGGAUGAGCUGCAAAAUUUUGUGAGUGCUCUUGAUAGUUUGUUUCUUCAAUGUCAGAGAUCUCAAUGUAAUCGGGAUCCAAUAGGAUCAGAACAUUGCAAGAACAAAAUGGAAGACUAUAUUCUUAUCGUAGUUGCUAUGAAGACAGCUGUAGAUGAAAAUACAGCGCCAAAUUCGUCGUUAAGAAUUUUGCUUGGUAAUUUGAUUGCUACAAUGGAAAGAGAACUGGAAAAGUUAGCUGAGAUUGUCGACAAUUAUCCCAUCGAGGAAGUAAGAAAUGUUAUUUCGCUUUUGCCUAGUACGGGAGGAAGACCUGCAUAUAACAUCACCAAGGUACAAAUCGAACAGUUGAGAGAAACAGGGAUGAAGUGGUUAGUGGUGUAACAUUGCAGAACUUUUGGGUGUGUCUGAGCGAACCCUUCAAAGACGAAGGAUGGAAUUCGGAAUUGAACCAAGUUUCUCAGAAAUUUCAAAUUAUGAUCUGGAUAAUCAAAUAAGAGAAAUUCUCCAAUUGACACCAUAUAGUGGUGAGUGUUACGUCAGAGGUAGUUUAAAAGGAAGACAGGUAAAUGUCCAAAGACAUAGAGUUAGAGCUAGUAGCCAAAGAGUCGAUCCAAUUGGUAGGAGUAUACGAAAAAGGUAUGCAAUUUGUCGACGUGUCUACAAUGUUCGUGGGGCAAACCAUUUGUGGCAUAUUGACUCUAACCAUAAAUUGAUAUCAUGGAGAUUUGUAAUUCAUGGUUGCAUUGAUGGUUUUAGCAGAACAGUUAUUUACCUAAAAUGUUGCACAAACAAUAGAGCAGACACUGUUCUUCGCUUGUUUGAAAACGGUGUGGGAGAGUUUGGCCUACCAUCUAGAGUUCGAGGUGACCAUGGCGUCGAGAAUGUUGAUGUUGCAAGAUACAUGGUUUAUAAUAGAGGCACCGAUAGAGGCAGUUUUAUCGCUGGUAGAAGUGUGCACAAUCAGCGUAUUGAGCGAUUGUGGGCAGAAGUCAACAGAGUUAUGACAGCACUAUACAAGGAUUUGUUCAAAUUUCUAGAGAGAAGUGAACAACUUGAUUCCCUUAAUGAAGUACACCUUUUUGCUCUCCAGUAUGUUUUUCUACCUCGCAUUAAUGUAUCCUUAGCUGAAUUCCGAAGGCAGUGGAAUCAUCAUGGAAUGAGAACUGCCAAUCAUCAGUCACCAUUAGCAUUAUGGCAUACUAAUAUGAUAACAGUCCCAGAUGAUUCGACAGUAAUUAACUGGGAAUCCUAUGGAAUUGACUACAGUACCUCAGGACAAGCAAUUCAAACAAACAAUAACAUUGUUAUUCCCAAUUCAGAUAUUGAACUUACUGAAGCACAACUCCAUUACCUGCAACAAACGGUAGAUCCUUCCCAGGAUGAUGGGAAUAAUGGUAUAGAACAUUUUUUAAAUACAGUGGACAUAGUUGGUGAUUUUAUUUCUGAGGAAACAAUAGACAUUUGAAUUGUUUAAUUAACUAUAGUAACAGUAAAAACAAACAUUGAAAUUACAUCAAUCCCAUAAAUUAUGUAAUUUAUUUCAUUAAAACAACAAAGAACCUGCAGUACAAAUUUUCUGCUUAACAAUGUUAAAGUGAUAGUUGUAAUGUUUAUAUUAUAAUUGUACAUCUGGAACAGUAUCAGUGUUUAUACUUAUGAAUUAUAAAAAAUUUCUUUAUUAAACAUACUAUAAAGGCCACAGA
Molecule: messenger RNA, 1724 nt
Organism: Dendronephthya gigantea
Lineage: Eukaryota; Metazoa; Cnidaria; Anthozoa; Malacalcyonacea; Nephtheidae
Exons: 1
Coding region: 452-1486 (344 amino acids)
Biological process (GO): DNA integration
Molecular function (GO): nucleic acid binding
Source: RefSeq, a predicted model, not a curated record